Molecule: messenger RNA, 2262 nt
Organism: Pseudovirgaria hyperparasitica
Lineage: Eukaryota; Fungi; Ascomycota; Dothideomycetes; Acrospermales; Acrospermaceae
Product: DNA topoisomerase III
Exons: 8
Coding region: 115-2091 (658 amino acids)
Biological process (GO): DNA topological change
Cellular component (GO): nucleus
Molecular function (GO): DNA topoisomerase type I (single strand cut, ATP-independent) activity; DNA binding
Source: RefSeq, a predicted model, not a curated record
CAGCCGAGAACAUCAGAAAACACGUCGUCACAUGCCCGAUUGCAAUAAAUCGGUCUCGUAGCCGUUGUAUCGAUUGGCGACUGAUCCUAUGUCUUAGGAUAUUAUAUCAUAGUAAUGCGCAUCUUAUGCGUGGCUGAAAAGCCGUCUAUUGCGAAAGCAGUAGCAAAUCAUCUAGCAGGGCGUGUAGUCACGCAUAAUGUCAAUGGCACACCAUACGUGAAGAACUAUUGUUUCGAUUACAACUUCCGGCAAUGGGGACAGAGCAGCGUCACCUUUACCAGUGCUCAAGGGCAUAUCACCAGCUCAGACUUUGGACCCAGGUAUAAGAGCUGGCAGUCAUGUCUACCCAUCGCUCUAUUCGAAGCUGACAUUAAUACGACUAUUGAUGAUAAAAUGAAGCCGGUUGCAGAGAACAUCAGACAACAAUCUCGAUAUGCGCAGAUUGUUUUCAUCUGGACCGACUGUGAUCGUGAAGGCGAAUACAUCGGAUCAGAGAUCAGAGACCUUGCCGUUGCAGCAAAGCCUGGGAUCCAGGUCAAAAGGGCACGAUUUAGCAACAUCGAAAGAAACCAUGUAAUCCAAGCUGCUGGGAAUCCUGUUGACCUGGACGAACGGCAAGUCCAGGCAGUCGCUGCGAGGAUUGAGCUCGAUUUCCGCUUGGGAACAGCCUUUACGCGAAUGCAGACACUGGCAUUAAAGCCACUGGUGGAGCAAGCAGAUCCAGGCUACAAAGUCAUAAGCUAUGGAUCUUGUCAAUUUCCGACGCUUGGCUUUGUGGUUGAUCGAUAUCUCCGUGUCAAGAAUUUCAAACCGGAGCCUUUCUGGUACAUCAAGGUUUCCCACAAGAAGGACGAUAUAAACGUCAAUUUCACGUGGUCCCGUGGUCAUCUGUUUGACCGCAUGGCCGUCACCAUCAUGUUCGAGCGCUGUCUGGCGGCGAAACAAGCCAAAGUCGUCGAAAUGUUGACCAAACCCACGAGCAAAUGGCGGCCACUGCCCCUUACAACGCUAGAGUUGCAAAAAUGUGGAAGUCGAUUCCUGCGGAUGACUGGUCAGGAAGUCAUGAAACACGCAGAAAAGCUGUACACGGCUGGCUGGAUCAGCUACCCUCGUACCGAGACUGAUCAAUUCAGCAAAGACAUGGACCUCAAGAAGCUCGUUGAGAAGCAACAGCAGUCACAGCAGUGGGGUCAAUAUGCCGAGAUGCUUAUGGGAGGUGGUUUCAAUCAACCCCGCGUAGGCCGUAACAAUGAUGAAGCGCAUCCUCCCAUCCACCCGGUCAAUUUCGUAGUGCCUACACAGCUGAGUGAGCCCGAGAAACGAGUGUAUGAGUUUGUCACGCGUCGAUUUCUCGCGUGCUGCUCUGAAGAUGCCAAGGGUGUGUCGGCGGAACUUGGAAUCGAAUGGGGCGUGGAGAAGUUCAAUGCGAAAGGAUUGACAGUCCUGCAACGCAACUAUCUCGAUGUGUAUCCGUACGAUAAGUGGGAAAGUAGCCAACAAUUGCCACCAUUCACGGUGGGAGAGACGUUCAUACCGAUGGAAGCAAAGAUCACAGAUGGAAAGACCACGGCGCCUAGCUACUUGACAGAGCCAGAAUUGUUGUCACUCAUGGACGCCAACGGUAUAGGAACGGACGCGACGAUGCAUGAGCAUGUCGAGAAAAUCAAAGAUCGCAAUUAUGUCAUGACGCGCAGUAUUGGCGGCAGUAGAGCUCCUGCAGCCGUAGCUGAGAGUGCCGAGACUACCCGCGGUGGACGCGGCGGCAGAGGGCGAGGGCGAGGCGGACGCGGAGGAGCCGCAGCUACGGCACGUGGAGGUAGUGGUAUGCUGGAAUUCAUUCCAACCACGUUGGGCGUCGCCCUAAUUGAGGGGUACGACCAAGUUGGGUUCGAGACAAGCCUGGGAAAGCCUCAUCUACGGAAAGAAAUGGAACUGCAAAUGAAGGCAAUUUGUGCGGGCACGAAGACAAAGUACGAGGUGGUGCAGCAGAAUCUUGACCAAUAUCGGAAUGUGUACAGCAGGUCGGUCCAGCAGAUUGACGUCCUCAAGACCGCGAUACGCAAAUACGUGCUACAGCAGAACGUGGGCUGAACUAUGGUCCACUAUACUCGACAAAAGCUCCGAGAAGCUUCCAUUCCGUUUCAUCGACGCAUAUGAGUUACGUCAAGCGAUGAACAAGACGAGAGCGGGCGUUUGACGAGAGACGCAUGAUGGAAGCAGUAGCUCUUGGCGAGGUAGUACGGCAGAGGCGCGGCUCGCGAC